AUAUAGAAGUGUAAUUUUUUUUUCCUAUACAGAUACAGGAUGGCAGAACUGCAGCAUAUGUCAGAAGCUUUACACCGUGGACUCUGGAGGUACUUGGGUACCAAUAAAAUGGUGACCAUGAGAAGAAAUGUAAUAGAUGUAAGAGAUGAGAUAGAAAACGAAGUAAGAAGAGGUGGCUACAGGCAAAUGUUGAGCGGAAGUAAACGAGAGGGAUUCCGAAUGAUAACAUCAGACAUUGAUGUCAUGUACUGGCCGACAGACCAUAAGCUUAUCAGUAAAUCAUCUCAGGCAACGCAUUAUGAGGCCACAAACAAUACACUGAUUAUGAUGGAGAGUGAGCACAGUCCACCGGGAUUUGUUCUUCUUCGCUUACUCAGUGACUCUAGGAGACCAGAUGUCUCUUUGGCUUGUAUCAAAAUGAAUGACAAGUUAUAUAUGUCAAGCUGUUUACAUCAGAACAUCAUGCGCUUAGUCAAUAAGAACUCGUCAUCCCAUGGUCCAUGUGUAAGUAUUGAAGCCGGAGAUUUUGAGUGUGACCAAGCAUACUGUUUUAAGUCCGACUUCUGGCCAAUUCAAGCUUCUUCCUGGAUAAAAAGAUGUUUUGAGCAUGGAUGGCCAUCGAAGAUCACACUCUGUAAUAUUGUUAAAAAUGGAUGUCAUGUUGUUGCCAUCGGACAUAAAUCAUCUUCCUAUGAAAGCAUCGAAUGGAGGAUUUCAUUUUCACAAGCAGAGCAUAAACAUAUAUUCCUUGAAUCAUUGCCAAUUUCUAUGUUACGGUUUGCUUAAACUGUUUUUGAAAGAGAUGAUAAACAAAAGAACACAAGAUAAGUUACUUUGUUCAUAUCAUAUGAAGACAAUUUUGUUUUGGGUUAUUCAAGAAAACAGUACUCUUGUUUGGAACCGACAAAAUUUCAUUGAAUGCUUCUGGACUUGUUUUAAAAUGCUUUGUCAGUUCGUUUAUCAUGGUGUAUGUCCCAACUUCUUUAUCCCAGAAAAUAAUAUGUUUCUUGGAAAAAUUCAUGGAAACCUGCAAUUAAAUCUGUAUGAUCACCUAAUGAAAAUACGCCACAUUGGACCAUCGUUCUUAUGGAUGUCCAAAUCCAUAAGCGACUUGUUUCAAGAUACUAGUUCAAUUCGGAAUCGUUCCAUUCAAUCUGACGUUAUUCUACCCAGUGCUGUAUUUGAUAAAGAAUUCUUCACUGAACUAUUCUUUGUAACACUUUAUCAAAUCACGGAUCGUAACACGUCUAUUAGGCUUUUAGAAACAUUUGAGAACAUGCUGCGUAAGAAAAAUAAUCUAACGGAAUAUCAGAAUAUCUUCCUUCAAGUUUCCCUAUCCGAAACUUUUCAAUACAAUGCUUUUAUGAUUAAUGCUUGUUUUAGAGAUGGCUGUAACAGAAUUAAAUACAAGAGUGACAAAAUAUCUCGUGGCCUUUUAAAGAUGGCUGAAAAAUCAGGAUUUUUAUCGGUGAGUCUCUACGUUGCACUUUUUUAUCAUAUGACACACAGAUAUAAGGAGGCUGUGAGAGUUUUGGAAGGAUUGAAGUUUAAUAUGUCCCAACCUUCUGUACUGUUUAAUAAUACUGUGGAAAAGGAGGCUUACGAGAAAGCAGUGAAAAGAUUGCCAUGGUCUGAAAGGAUAAGAAAGCAUGCAGUCACGGUUCUUAAGUUUGGUAAUAACUUUUCAUAUAUAGAAGAACUCAGGCUAGAACAGGAAAUCUCUUUGAAGAAUGAUAUGCUUGGAUUAUUAAUACCUCCCCAUGUCAUGCUUCCCUUCUUAUUAGUGCUUUGUUACCGUCAUAUAGACCCAAAGAAAGUACAAUCUGCUCUUGAUGAUCUUCAUGUUUUAGUUCACUAUGAUGAGAAUAGGUACGUACCUAAAGAACUAAGAGACAUUUCAUGGCAGAUCCUUGGUAUCUGUCAACAGAUGACCGGCCAUUUUAAGGAUGCUCUGUUCUCUUACAAGAAAGUUUUUAAACAAAUUCCACUUCACAAAAUACAGGAAGCAGCAAAGAUUCAGUCGGAACAAUGUCUAGUGCUUCAGAAAAUGGCAAGAUCGAAUUCAAAGGAGUUGCC
Molecule: messenger RNA, 2076 nt
Organism: Saccostrea cuccullata (small rock oyster)
Lineage: Eukaryota; Metazoa; Mollusca; Bivalvia; Ostreida; Ostreidae
Exons: 2
Coding region: 40-786 (248 amino acids)
Source: RefSeq, a predicted model, not a curated record